Molecule: messenger RNA, 2907 nt
Organism: Xenopus tropicalis (tropical clawed frog)
Lineage: Eukaryota; Metazoa; Chordata; Amphibia; Anura; Pipidae
Gene: avil
Product: advillin
Exons: 21
Coding region: 294-2753 (819 amino acids)
Biological process (GO): cytoskeleton organization
Cellular component (GO): cytoskeleton
Molecular function (GO): actin filament binding; actin binding
Source: RefSeq, a predicted model, not a curated record
AUCUGUCCACCGUUUCAGCUCUUUCCACGUGGCUUUGGGUGUGCCCACCAGGGACUGGGUACAAUGCCAGCUCCACUGCCUUCAUUUUCAUUGUUAGGACUGAAGAGCCUGCAAGAGACAUCACCCUGCAUAUGUUUCAUGCAGGAAAGAUAGGAAAGCUGUUCUCUAAACUUUGGCUCCCGACAACCCCAGCUACAACUAGUCUGUGGAAUCUUUGAGAGCUCCAGCAGAAAGUGCAUUCAUCGGCAAGGUGCAUCUCCUCACCCUAGUCCAUAACAGAGAGGCUGCUAGACAUGUCUCUGACCGGAGCCUUUAAAGAUGUCAACAAAUCUCCAGGGCUCAUCAUCUGGAGAAUCGAGAAAAUGGACUUAGUGCUGGUGCCAAAGAAAGCAGAAGGGAAUUUCUAUGAAGGUGACUGCUACCUCUUGCUUCAUACAAAGAAAUCUGGCAGUUCCCUAUUUUAUGAUAUCCACUACUGGAUUGGAAAGGAAUCUUCCAAGGAUGAGCAGAGCUCAGUGGCCAUAUACACUGUACAGCUGGAUGACUACCUUGGAGGUAGCCCCGUGCAGCACCGGGAGGUUCAAGGCUAUGAGUCUGACUGCUUUAGAGGUUACUUCAAACAAGGCAUUAUUUACAAAAAAGGGGGUGUUGCAUCUGGAAUGAAACAUGUGGAAACCAAUACGUAUGAUGUGAAGAGGCUACUACAUGUUAAAGGCAAGAGGAAUGUAACAGCUACAGAGGUGGAUUUGAGCUGGGAAAGUUUCAACAGCGGAGAUGUAUUUUUGCUGGAUCUUGGCAGAACUGUUAUCCAGUGGAAUGGUGCUAAAAGCAAUAUGGCAGAAAGAAUAAAGGGAAUGUUACUGGCUAAAGACAUCCGUGAUAGGGAGCGGGGAGGCCGGAUGGAUAUUAGAGUCAUUGAGGGGGAUCAGGAAGAUGCUUCACCUGAGUUAAGGGACCUUCUUAUAAAUACGAUUGGUAAGAGGACUCACAAUAUCGGACCAGGGACACCUGAUGAAGUUGCAGAUCAAAAACAGAAAGCUAACAUUAUGUUGUACCAUGUCUCAGAUUCUGGAGGUCAAAUGGAAGUGACAGAAGUGGCAACGCGGCCAUUAGUUCAAGACUUGCUCAACCAUAAUGACUGUUAUAUCAUUGACCAAGGUGGAACCAAAAUAUAUGUCUGGAAGGGCAAAGGAGCUACAAAAGCUGAGAAGCUAACUGCGAUGUCUAAAGCUUUGGAAUUCAUAAAGAUGAAAGCAUAUCCUCACAGCACCAAUGUGGAGACAGUGAAUGAUGGAGCAGAGUCUGCCAUGUUCAAACAGUUGUUUCAAAAGUGGGUUGUGAAGGACCAGUCUGUGGGUAUGGGAAAGGCCUACAUUGUGAACAAGAUUGCAAAAGUUAGCCAGGAGAAAUUCGACACAUCUUUGCUUCAUGCCAACCCGGCAGUAGCUGCCCAGGAGCGAAUGGUGGAUGACGGGAGUGGCAAAGUGGAGGUUUGGAGAAUUGAGAACCUAGAGCUAGUCCCAGUGGAGACACAGUGGCAUGGAUAUUUCUAUGGUGGUGACUGCUACUUAGUGCUGUACACAUACCAUGUGAACAAGAAGGCCCACCAUGUAGUUUAUAUCUGGCAGGGACGCCACGCUUCCCAAGAUGAACUGGCAGCAUCAGCUUUCCUGGCUGUGAAACUGGAUCAAGACUUUGGGGGGGAACCAGUGCAAGUUCGAGUGUGCAUGGGAAAGGAGCCCCGGCAUUUUAUGGCCAUCUUCAAAGGAAAGCUUGUGAUAUUUGAGGGGGGCACAUCAAGGAAAGGUAACAAAGAACCAGAGCGGUUAGUGAGGUUGUUUCAGGUUAAUGGAUCAGAACCUUCCAACACCAAAGCUGUGGAGGUUCCUACCUUUGGCUCCUCCCUGAAUUCCAAUGAUGUUUUCCUGCUCAAGACCCAAUCAGAGAGUUAUUUAUGGUAUGGAAAGGGCUCUAGUGGGGAUGAACGUGAAAUGGCUAAACAACUGGCAGCCAUAUUGUCUGGUGGGAAUGUAGAGAUGCUUGCAGAAGGUCAUGAAACUGCCCAGUUUUGGGAAACACUAGGUGGAAAGGCUCCAUAUGCAAAUGACAAGAGGCUUCAGCAAGAGGUAACAGACUUCCACCCUAGGUUAUUUGAAUGUUCAAACAAGACAGGCCGCUUCAUUGUAACUGAGGUGACCAACUUCAACCAAGAUGACCUUGAGCAGACUGAUGUCAUGAUUCUUGAUACAUGGGACCAGAUAUUCCUAUGGAUCGGAUCUGAGGCCAAUGAUAUCGAGAAGAAGGAGGCACUCACAACUGCCCAGGAAUAUCUGAAGACACAUCCAAGUGGCAGGGACUCCGAGACACCAAUACUCAUCGUUAAGCAAGGCUUUGAGCCCCCCAUAUUUACAGGCUGGUUUCUUGCAUGGGACCCACAAAAAUGGAGUGGUGGGAAAUCCUACGAAGAGCUAAAGAAAGAGUUUGGUCAAGGUGCAGUCAUUCACAGAGUUACACUGGAAGUUAAUGGGAUAGCUCGAUCCCCAAACAAAGCCGCCCCAAGUAUUACAUAUCCUCUUGAAUUCCUGACAGGGAAGCAGAAACCUGAGCUGCCUGAAGGGGUGGACCCCACAAGAAAAGAGAGUUACCUCACUGACCAAGACUUUGCGGCUACUUUUGGAAUCACUCGGGAAGAAUUCUAUGCUUUACCAUCCUGGAAGCAGCUGAACAUGAAAAAACAGCUUGGAUUGUUUUAAUUUACAUUAUGGCACAGCUUGAACAUUAACAAACUUAUAUAAAGGAAAACUAAAGCCAAAAGAAGUAAGGUAGAAAUGUUGUACAUUAUGUUUUGGGCUUCUGUACCAGCCCAAGGCACCCCCAGCCCUUUAGCAGGGAAGAUCUGUGCCCCCA